Molecule: messenger RNA, 4838 nt
Organism: Paramuricea clavata
Lineage: Eukaryota; Metazoa; Cnidaria; Anthozoa; Malacalcyonacea; Plexauridae
Source: the annotation of a GenBank genome assembly
AUAUCCUGGGAUUUCACUGUUUCUGAUAUAUCUAAGACCUGGAUCUGCGAAAUGUUAGACAGUAUUGCGACAAAAUAUAUCCGAAAAUGGCUGGAAUUUCCUGUCUCUGCAACCCUUAGCAACGUGUUGUUUCCACAAAAUAAAUUUGGUCUGAAUAUUAUUCUCCCUUCGACAAAAUUUAUCCAAUGUCAAACUGUCUCUCGAUCAGCUUUAAAAUACUCACCAAACGUAGAUAUUAACAAUCUAUGGGCGGUGACGAGCACCAACAAGAACGUACAGUAUGACAUUUACAAAGACACAAAAGACGUACUUAAGGCAGUUAGAAAAGAAAACGAACAAAGACUUCAAAACCACCUCAUUUCGCAAGGUUCUUUCUUUUCCAGUAUCAUGAAUCAUUCCACAUCCACAUUCAACUCUUUAUGGUCAUCCGUUCAGAGCAAACUUCCGAAAAACAUUUUUAACUUCACCAUCCGAUAUAUCAAUAACACACUUCCAACACGAAAGAACCUAUCAAAAUGGGGACUAUCAUCAACAUCCGAUUGCUCUUUCUGCUCCUCACCUGAAACGCUGCUCCAUGUGAUUGCUGGAUGUAAGACAUAUUUAGACGAAGGCCGGUUUACAUGGCGACACGAUUCUGUUUUAAAUUUCCUCGCAUCCACUCUUACUGCUGUGAAAAAUUCCACACUUUACGCGGACAUUCCUGGUUUUAUGAAUCCAUCUGUUAUCACGGGAGAUCGUUUACGACCUGACCUUCUGCUGGUGACUGAAACCAGAUGUCUAUACAUCCUCGAGCUUACAGUCGGUUAUGAAUCCAAUCUGCUAGUUAACGCCAAUCGUAAGCGUCAAAAGUACCGUGAUCUAAUCAAUGAGCAGGAAGCAGAUUAUGAUAAAGUCAAGUUCGUCAAUUUAUCCUUGAGUACCCUCGGAGUUUUUGGCCGAUCUUGUAAAAAUUUCGAUGGCAUGCUAAGUAGCCUUAAAUGUGAUGCCAAGUAUAGUAAAUACAUAAAAAAGCAAAUCGUGAACAUAUGCAUACGAACAUCAUAUUAUGUAUUUUGUAAACGAAACAAGGUGUGGGAUAACCCAAAAUUAAUGUUAAUAUAAUCCUUCUUAAAAUAAUUAUUGUACAAUAAAUAUAUAGUAUCAAUUCAAGUAGACAUUGAUAAACUACCUGUAAAGCGAGGUUUAUCAUUGUAGUUGUAUAUAUCCUAAUAAUCAAUAAAUAAAGUUUCCAUUAUUAUUAUUAUUAUUAUUAUUAUUAUUAUUAUUAUUAUUAUUAUUAUUAUUAUUAUUAUUAUUAUUAUUAUUAUUAUUAUUAUUAUUAUUAUUAUUAUUAUUAUUUGACCUUGACUCCCCAUCGUAUCAACAAGUCACGAAUAUAAUACGCAGAACGAAGGCAUCUGGCUCCCCAUGUCCCCUUGAUCAGCUAUCUAUUAUAUGUUUUAAACGCUGUCCUUUCCUAAGAACAUAUUUAACUGACCUUAUUCGUGCCGUGUGGCUAUCUGGAACCAUCCCUUCAGAAUGGAAGAAAGCUUGCACAAUACUAAUCCAUAAAAAAGGCGAUACUAAUACCCCGUCCAAUUUCCAACCCAUCACACUGGAGACCAUACCAUUAAAAGUAUUCACUUCCUGCCUACGUAACGCAAUGUAUUCAUUCCUAACCGUUAAUAACUUUAUAGAACAUAAUAUUCAAAAAGGAUUCACACCUAACAUGUCUGGCACCUUAGAACAUACUGCACAAAUGGCCAAUAUAAUCAAUAAAGCCCGAAUCAAACAACGCUCACUAGUCAUCACCCUACUUGACCUCAAGAAUGCUUUUGGUGAAGUUCAUCAUAAUCUGAUCACAUUCGUACUUGAUUACCACCAUAUCCCUGAACAUGUUAAAUUGAUAAUUAAAAGUCUAUAUACCGAUUUUAAAACUUCAAUAAUUACAUCUGAAUUCCGUACCCCCUUCAUACCAGUUCGCCGUGGAGUAUUGCAAGGUGAUUGCCUGAGUCCUCUUCUCUUCAACAUGUGUUUCAACACCUUUAUACAACACAUAAAAACAGAUAAAUAUCGUCAAUUCGGCUUCUCCUUACAGUUUCUAAAUCCCAUCCACUGGUUUCAGUUUGCUGAUGAUGCCGCCGUCAUAAGUAGUCAAGAAUCCGAAAAUCAACAUCUUCUAAACCGGUUCUCCAUUUGGUGCCAAUGGUCCAACAUGAUUAUUCGGGUUGAUAAAUGUAGUACCUUUGGCAUCAAAAAAGCUCUAACAAAAUCAAUCCAAUACCUGCCUAAACUACUUAUUAACAAGCAACUAAUUCCAAAGAUCAAUAUCGGUGAGGCUUUUCAAUACUUAGGAAGAUACUUUAGUUUUAAUAUGUCAGACGAACACCACAAGUCUGAACUAAUCUCACUCGUUGAAGAACUAAUGGCAGAUAUUGAUUCCAAACCAUUACAUCCAAAAAAUAAAAUCCUCCUCUACAGUCGAUAUCUUCUGUCAAAAUUAUCCUGGCAUUUUACAGUUUCUAGCGUAUCGAAAACGUGGGUCACCGAAAACAUUGAUUCCAAAGUCAACAGUUAUAUCCGUAAAUGGCUUGAUAUACCUAUAUCUGGAACGUAACGCUAAGCAGUGUUUUCCUAACCCGCAACAAGUUUGGCCUCAGUAUUUCUCCCCCAUCAUAUCUGUCAAAUUUAUUCAAUGUCAAACUGUUCUCCGUAAAGCCCUAAAAACAUCCCCAAACGAAGCAAUUAACGAUCUUUGGAAAGCAACUAGCAACAGCAAAAAUAUUCAGUAUGACGUUUAUAACUCCACUAAGCAAGUUCUCAAGGACUUUCGCUCUGGCCAAGAGGAUAAACUGCAUACUCAAUUAACCUGUCAGGGCUCUUUCUUCACUAAUAUAACAAAGUUCUCACUGUCCCAACUCACUAAAAUUUGGUCUGCGUGCCAAUCGAACCUUCCGAAAAAUAUAUUCAACUUUACAGUUCGAUACAUCAAUAACUCCCUUCCAACGCGCCAAAACCUUGCAAGAUGGGGUUUAUCACCGACUUCAGACUGUUCGCGAUGUCUAGCUCCUGAAACACUUCUGCACGUAGUAGCUGGUUGCCAAUCGUAUCUAGAACGAUUCACGUGGAGACAUGACUCCGUUCUAAACUUUCUCGCAACAAGCCUGCAGACCGUAAGCGGCUCACAUCUUUACGUGGAUCUCCCAGGGUACAAAAGUCCAUCAAUCAUCACUGGUGACACCUACCGUCCAGAUUUGCUUCUUUCAACCUCAACCGGAACACUCUACAUUGUUGAACUUACAGUUGGCUUCGAAUCAAAUCUUCAAAAAAACGUUGAGCGUAAAAAAUCAAAAUAUAAAGAAUUAAUUAGGGAACAAAAUGAACAUUUCAACUCAGUAAAAUUUGUAAAUCUUUCGAUUAGUUCUCUUGGUGUUUUCAGUAAAGAAUGUUCUACUUUCAUAGAAAUGCUUAAUGAUUUUGGUUUUCAAAAGCAACAUCAGAAUUACUGUAUUAGAAGAAUGACGAUGAUUGCAAUCCGAACAACGUAUUAUAUAUUUUGUUGUCGAAACAAGGAAUGGAUGAAUCCGGAACUGUUAAGUGUUUAAACGUUGUACUGUCAUUUUUUUAUCUUAAUAGUAUAAUUUUUGCAUAUAUAAUCAGUGAUUUAAGUAGCCAGUUGUAAAUUACCUGAUAUAAGUGAGAUUUGCAAUUGUAUAUAUAAGCUAAAUAUCCAUUUAAUAAAGUUUUCGUUAUUGUUAUUAUUAUUAUUAUUAUUAUAAUUAUUAUUAUUAUUAUUUUUAUUAUUAUUAUUAUUAUUAAAAUCUCUUGGCACUUCACUGUUUUGUUUCUGACAUAGGCAAAACCUGGGUUAACGAUAAACUAGAUAGUAUCGCGUCCACGUAUAUCCGAAAAUGGCUUGAACUUCUUCUUUCUGCAACCCUUAGUAACGUCCUACAUCUCCACAAUAAAUUUGGAUUAAAUAUCAUUCUACCUUCAAACAAAUUCCUUCAAUGCCAAACUGUUUUUCGGAAAGCCCUAAAGUCCUCCCCAAAUAAAGCGAUCAAUUACCUUUGGAAGGAUACUAGCAAUCACAAAAAUGUACAAUAUGACAAAUACAAAAACACCAAGGACUUAGUAAACACCAUCAGGAAACAACCUGAAUACAAGCUUCAACACCACCUCAUUUCACAAGGCUCAUUUUUCUCCAAUAUCAUUAAACAUUCUACACUCUCAUUCAACUCUAUAUGGUCCUCCGUUCAGAGUAAACUUCCAAAGAAUAUAUUUAACUUCACUAUCCGGUAUAUAAAUAACACUCUUCCGACUCGCAAAAACCUUCUGAAAUGGGGAAUAUUACCAACAUCCGAAUGUUCGUUUUGUUUGAAUCCAGAAUCACUUCUUCACGUCGUCGCUGGAUGCAAGACCUACCUAAAUGAAGGACGUUUCCCGUGGCGUCAUGACUCGGUGCUUAACUUCAUAGCAUCCAUACUUAAAUCUGUGAACCAUUGUAACUUUUAUGCUGACCUUCCUGGCUAUAUCAGUCCAUCUUUUCUCACCGGAGAUGAAUUGCGCCCUGAUCUUUUGAUAACACUUGAAAACAAAUGCAUUUAUAUACUUGAACUUACCGUCGGAUUUGAAUCUAAUCUCCUCACUAAUGCAACUCGAAAAGGACAAAAAUAUCAAGAUCUAAUUAAGGAACAGCUCAAAAAUUAUGAAAAAUUAAAAUUUGUAAAUUUAUUGAUUAGUUCAUUAGGACUUUUCAGCCACCCGUCGCUAGAUUUCACCGAAAUGCUGAAGGAUCUAAAGUUUGAUGAACAAUGUAGAAAGUACUAUGUUCGGAAAAUUAUUAACAUAUGUAUCAG